AUAGCUACAAAUUCUUAUUGAUCUGUGUCAUCACCUUGGCAGGACGAACUCUGCUGGAAAAGCUCUUCAGCCAGCAGGAAAAUGCACCACAAGAAGAAGCAGAAAAACUAUGUUCUCGCAUUAUUGCAAUGGGUCUUUUGCUUCCAUUCACUGACUGCUUCAGAGAACCAUGUAAUCAGAGUGCCCAGCAAAGCACACCCACCUUUGAUCAAGACCAGCUUUAUACUUGGGCUGCAGUUAGCCAACCCACACAUUCAUCAGAUUACAUUGAAGGAAGCUUUCCAAGGAGAAUUCCAUCUGUGUGGCCUCCACCCAAACCUCCAGAUGAAGAACAAAGACUCAAAACUACAGAAGAAGAGUUGAAAUCUGCUGUCCUAGAAACAGAGAAACAAUGCACAGAUGAUGUUCAGCGGGAUGAUUUUGAGGUGAAAUCUGAGGAGCAUGCCAGUGUCAUCCAGCAACUUGAGCAAACUAUUGAGGAUCUGAGGACCAAAAUUGCAGAACUAGAGAAACAGUUCCCUGCUCCAGAGGUACAGACUGCUGGGAGGGAGCAGGAAAAUGAGCACACACCUGCAGUCUGCAGGGAAUUCAGCAGUGUGACUCAUCAAACAAACGAAGAGGAGAACGUACCCAGGACUGUGUCACAUGCAAGAUCUGUACAAACGUCACCAACAGAGGAUUAUUUACCACACACAAUGCCUUCAGCCAAUGCACUGCCACAGACACCCCCACCACCACACUUACAAGGGGACAAAAGUGAAGGGCCAACUCAGAAAUUGCCAGGUCUAGAACUACAGCCCACGUUUUGUUCUGAAAUCUCCUUAAUUCUGUCGCCGAAGCUAAUCUCAGUGCCACUGGAUGCAAGCCAAUCUGUACAAAUCCUCGACAUACUGAUGCUGCCCCCAGCCCCUCCUCUCCCAUGUGCUGGAGUCCCACCACCACCUCUACCACCACCUUUGCCCGGAGCAGGAAUCACAGGCCCUCUGCCGGGUUGGGGCAUGCCGCCUCCACCUCCACCACUGCCACCACCUUUACCUGGGGCUGGUGUCCCUCCCCCACCUCCUCCUCUGCCUGGCCUGGGAAUGCCACCCCCACCCCCAGCACCACCUCUGCCUGGGGCAGGACUACCACCACCUACCCCACCUUUGCCUGGAGGGGGCAUCCCUCCUCCUCCUCCUCCACCACCACCUCUGCCUGGUGCAGGUGUCCCCCCUCCUCCUCCUCCUCCACCACCACCACCACCUCUGGCAGGUGCACCCCCUCCUCCUCCUCCUCCUCUCCCCCCUCCUCCUCCUCCUCCACCACCACCUCUGCCUGGUGCAGGUGUCCCCCCUCCUCCUCCACCACCUCUGCCUGGUGCAGGUUUCGUACCUCCACCCCCUCCUUUGCCUGGGUUGGGGAUGCCACCUCCAGCCCCACCACCUUUGCCUGGACAAGCGCCACCCCUUCCAGCGCCAGCCCAGGGCAGCACCUACCCGGCAGUCCCACAGGGCUGUGGGUUUCUUCCUCCUCCGUUACCAUCUGGUUUAUUUGCGAUGGGGAUGAAUCAGGAGAAGGGGAGCAGGAAACAUGUGAUAGAGCCUUCACGGCCAAUGAAGCCUCUUUACUGGACAAGAAUUCAACUCCACAGUAAAAGAGAUUCUAGUGCUUCACUUGUGUGGGAAAAAAUUGAAGAACCUUCCAUAGAUUAUCAUGAGUUUGAAGAACUGUUUUCUAAAACAGCUGUUAAAGAGAGGAAGAAACCCAUUUCGGACACCAUUACAAAAACAAAGACUAAACAA
Balearica regulorum gibbericeps (East African grey crowned-crane) is the source of this 1781-nucleotide messenger RNA. The record is from RefSeq and is a predicted model, not a curated record. Lineage: Eukaryota; Metazoa; Chordata; Aves; Gruiformes; Gruidae.